This is a messenger RNA of Planococcus citri (citrus mealybug), 491 nucleotides long. RefSeq names its product histone H2B-like. NCBI's taxonomy places the organism in Eukaryota, Metazoa, Arthropoda, Insecta, Hemiptera, Pseudococcidae. Gene Ontology annotation, cellular component: nucleosome. The coding region runs from base 58 to 435 and encodes 125 amino acids. Gene Ontology annotation, molecular function: structural constituent of chromatin; DNA binding; protein heterodimerization activity. The transcript has a single exon. The record is from RefSeq and is a predicted model, not a curated record.
UCAUUUUACGUUCGUUCUGUUGCGCAUCAAUUGUGUUGUUCGAUUAACUAAUUUGCAAUGGCUCCGCCCAAGAGUGUUGGUAAAGCUGUCAAGAAAGCCGGUAAGGCCCAAAAGAACAUCAAGAAGGAUGAUAGCAAGAAAAAGCACAGGAAAAGGAAAGAAUCCUAUGCCAUCUACAUCUACAAAGUCUUGAAACAAGUCCAUCCCGAUACCGGUGUCAGCUCGAAGGCCAUGAGCAUCAUGAACAGCUUCGUCAACGAUAUCUUCGAAAGAAUCGCUGCUGAAGCCAGUCGUUUGGCUCAGUAUAACAAGAGAUCCACCAUCACCAGUCGGGAAGUGCAAACGGCUGUUCGUCUUUUACUCCCCGGUGAAUUGGCGAAACACGCUGUUUCCGAAGGCACCAAGGCUGUAACCAAAUAUACCAGCUCGAAGUAAUUUUGUUUUGGAGAUGCGAAGCGAAUAAUAAAACGGCCCUUUUCAGGGCCACCAAA